Ceratina calcarata is the source of this 1347-nucleotide messenger RNA. RefSeq names its product oocyte zinc finger protein XlCOF6.1-like. The record is from RefSeq and is a predicted model, not a curated record. Bases 1 to 1290 code for a protein of 429 amino acids. Gene Ontology annotation, biological process: regulation of transcription by RNA polymerase II. The transcript has 5 exons. NCBI's taxonomy places the organism in Eukaryota, Metazoa, Arthropoda, Insecta, Hymenoptera, Apidae. Gene Ontology annotation, molecular function: RNA polymerase II cis-regulatory region sequence-specific DNA binding; DNA-binding transcription factor activity.
AUGUCGAUGGACAGCGAGGCGACGUUAACGGACAACGAACGGAACCGAGUGGACGACGUCGAGAACACCGAGAGCGACGCCGAGGUGGAGAUAAUAGGAACGCGAAAGCAUUGCUCGCGGUGCCGAGAACCCGACCUCAACAAGGUGAAAAUCAAGACCGAGGUGCUGGACGAGAUCGAAAAUUUCUCGGCGAACGACGAGUUAGACGACGUGUUUGACGCUCCGUGGGAAACCGACGUCAAAUAUGAGGAACGUAGGAAGAGGAAAGAAAGCAGCUUCUCUUCUUUGGUCAGGAGGGAAAUCGCUUUGGAGUACGUCGAUUUCGAGGGAUACAUCCAGGCACUGACCAGUGGGAAACGAUUGCUCUGCAGCGUUUGCAGGAUCGAGUUUCCCGACGAAGCUAGCUUCAAGACACAUAUGGUGGGUCACAGCCAUGGGAAACUAUUCCAGUGCGGUCACUGCGCUAAACAAUUUCUACGAUCCUCCACCCUGAAGGAUCAUCUCAGGCUUCAUGGGACGGACCUAGGUUUCAUAUGCAGAUACUGCAACCUGCGAUUUCAGCAAAAGGGCCAGCUGAAAUCGCACCAGGCGAAGGCGCAUUCGAUCCGCAGAGAGCGAGCACCGUUCGAGUGCACCGUUUGCAACAAGAAGCUGCUCCAUCGGCAAUCGUUGCGCGAUCACAAGCUGAUGCACACGAACGUGAAACCGUUCGAGUGUUCCAUCUGCAAGAAGCGGUUCCUCAGACCGGGCAGCCUGAGGGCACACAUGAUCGUGCACACCGCGGACUCGCCGUUCGAGUGUGACCUUUGCCACGCGAAAUUCAAACGAUCAUCCGUGUUGAAAACGCACAAGCUGACUCACACGGGCGUCAGGAAAUUCGAGUGCGAUAUAUGCAAGAACCGGUUCCAUCUGAAAGGAGCACUGAAGCACCACAUUCUGUCGCACUACGGGGUGAGACCGUACAAGUGCGAGGACUGCGGCAAGUGUUACAGGCGCUCCUGGGGCCUGAAAGUGCACAGAUACCGUCACACGGGCGUGAAACGAUUCGAGUGCGACCUGUGCAAAUCGCGGUUCAGCGUGAAGACAAAGCUGGCUAAACAUAUCUACGGGCACAUCGGCGAGAAACCGUACAAGUGCAGUUUCUGCGGUCGCCAGUACGACGAACGCUACCAAUUGAAAGCGCACAAAUGCGGGAAUCCGCUGAGGACGAAGAUCGAGCGACCCUGCCGAGAAUCUGUCACGCAGAUCGUGUUCUUCCGUCCGAAGUUCACGAGCACCGUGCUCGAUUGAAACGUCUAACAUCGAUAGACCUCGUUAAUUUCCACAGAAAACGAUUGAAAUGUAUAU